Molecule: messenger RNA, 11344 nt
Organism: Oncorhynchus tshawytscha (Chinook salmon)
Lineage: Eukaryota; Metazoa; Chordata; Actinopteri; Salmoniformes; Salmonidae
Product: spectrin beta chain, non-erythrocytic 1-like
Exons: 37
Coding region: 606-7649 (2347 amino acids)
Biological process (GO): actin cytoskeleton organization
Cellular component (GO): spectrin; cortical actin cytoskeleton; cell junction
Molecular function (GO): actin filament binding; phospholipid binding; structural constituent of cytoskeleton
Source: RefSeq, a predicted model, not a curated record
AGGCUCUGUUUACACAGCCGUCCGACAGCAGCCGGUUCUCCUGCUGUGCUGAAAACAAGGUGUGUGUGAGGCUGAAUGCGCUCAAAGUUAGGAGGAACCGCAGAGCCAGUGUGUGUUAGUGUGAAUGUGAAGAGAACCUGUGCUGCCCUAAAGGUUUCUACUUUGCUGAGAGGAGUGUGGCACAGACUUCAGAACAGGAGGUGAAAAGAAGAGAACAUUUUGUUCUUAGUAAAUACAACUUCUCCACCCUUGCACAUACUACUGCUUUUUCAGUAAAGAAGUGAGAGGGGGAAGAAAACAAAGGAGGAAUCAUUUUUUGAAAGUGGAAGACAGGAUGGCGUGCUCUGCCUUUACACUCUGGUAGAGAAGAAGGACUGGGAUUUGAGGAGGGAAAACUGUCCAUAAAAAGCUUGUUUGGGAUUAUACAGAAUUUUCUUCAACUGAAACCUAUAGAUUAUUGAGUAGAAUCUACGGGUAGAUAGCUACCUCCUGUCCUAGGGACAGCCCUGCUGGCCUUGUGCUAUGCUGGAGAGCCCACUUGCCCAGACACACUGCAGAGUUCCAUACCUGAGGAGGUGAUUUAGGCUGAGAGGGAGAGCUCCAACAUGGAGCUGGACCACCAGAGAGCAAAGGAGCCCUGUCUCUCCCCGGCAGCGUUUGUUAACCAGGUGCAGUACUCCAACAUCCUGGAGGGGAGGUUUAAACAGCUGCAAGAUGAGCGUGAAGCAGUGCAGAAGAAGACCUUUACUAAGUGGGUGAACUCUCACUUGGGCCGUGUGACGUGCCGCAUCGGGGACCUGUACACUGAUCUGAGAGAUGGACGCAUGCUCAUCCGCCUGCUGGAGGUGCUGUCAGGAGAACAGCUGCCGAAGCCCACUAAGGGGCGUAUGCGUAUCCACUGCCUGGAGAACGUGGACAAGGCCCUGCAGUUCCUCAAGGAGCAGAAGGUCCAUCUGGAGAACAUGGGCUCCCACGACAUCGUGGACGGGAACCACCGCCUCACCCUGGGUCUCAUCUGGACCAUCAUCCUCCGCUUCCAGAUCCAGGACAUCAGUGUGGAGACUGAGGGUAACAAGGAGAGGAAGUCAGCCAAGGAGGCUCUGCUGCUCUGGUGCCAGAUGAAGACCGCUGGGUACCCCAACGUCAACGUUCACAACUUUACCACCAGCUGGAGAGAUGGCUUGGCGUUCAACGCCAUCGUGCACAAACACAGACCGGACGUGAUUGAGUUUGACACCCUGAAGCGGUCCAACGCCCACUAUAACCUCCAGAAUGCCUUCAACACAGCAGAGAAUAAGCUAGGCCUCACCAAACUCCUCGACCCAGAAGAUGUCAACGUUGACCAGCCAGAUGAGAAGUCCAUCAUCACCUAUGUGGCCACCUACUACCACUACUUCUCCAAGAUGAAGGCCCUGGCUGUGGAGGGCAAGAGGGUUGGCAAGGUGCUGGACUAUGCCAUUGAGGCUGACCAGCUGGUAGGGAACUAUGAGAGCCUGGCUUCAGAGCUGCUGCAGUGGAUUGAGCAGACCAUCCUGACUCUGAAUGACCGGCAGCUGGCCAACUCCCUAAACGGUGUGCAGAACCAGCUGCAGGCCUUCAACACCUACCGCACUGUGGAGAAACCCCCAAAGUUCACAGAGAAAGGCAACCUGGAGGUGCUGCUGUUCACCAUUCAGAGCAAGAUGAGAGCCAACAACCAGAAGGUGUACAUUCCUAGGGAGGGAAAGCUCAUCUCUGACAUCAACAAGGCAUGGGAGCGUCUGGAAAAGGCAGAGCACGAGCGGGAGCUGGCGCUGAGGAACGAGCUGAUUCGACAGGAGAAGCUGGAGAUGCUUGCUGCUCGCUUCGACCGCAAGGCCGCCAUGAGGGAGACCUGGCUGAGCGAGAACCAGCGGCUCGUCUCUCAGGACAACUUUGGCGUUGACCUGGGAGCGGUGGAGGCCGCCACCCGUAAACACGAGGCCAUCGAGACGGACAUCGGGGCGUACGGGGAGCGGGUGGCGGCCGUGGAGGCGGUGGCCAGGGAGCUGGAGGCAGAGAACUACCAUGACGUGCGUCGCGUGUUGGCGAGGAGGGACAACGUGCUGCGGCUGUGGGAGUACCUGAAGGACCUGUUAGCCGCUCGCAGGGAGAGACUCCACGCACACCGAGACCUGCAGAGACUGCUGGAGGAGAUGAGAUACAUCAUGGACUGGAUGGGAGAUAUGAAGGGUCGUCUGCAGUCCCAGGACAGUGGGAAGCAUCUGCAUGAUGUGGAGGACCUGCUGCAGACUCACAACCUGGUGGAGGCAGACAUCUCAGCCCAGGCAGAGAGGGUCCGCGGGGUCCAGAGAGCUGCUCAGCGCUUCACCUCCGACCAACAGGUCUACAAGCCGUGUGAGCCGGCGCUGGUGGGAGAGAAGGUGUCUCUGCUGGGCCGGGCCUAUGAGGAGCUGGGCCAGCUGGCUGGGGAGCGGAGGGAGCGCCUGGAGGCCUCACGGCGCCUCUGGCAGUUCCUGUGGGAGAUUGGAGAAGAGGCGGCCUGGAUCAGAGAGCAGGAGCAGAUCCUGUCAGGAGGAGACUCUGGCCGCGACCUCACCUCCGCCCUGCACCUCCUCAGUAAGCACGAGGCCUUCAGGGACGAGAUGGCAGCCCGCUACGGUCCUCUCGGCCACAGCAUUGCCGCCGGACAAACUCUGGUGGAGGAGGGACACUUUGGAGCCCCAGAGUGCACUGAGAGGAUCAGGGACGUACGUGCUCAGUGGGCACACCUGGAGGAGACAUCCCAGCUGAGGGAAGUGCAGCUGAAGGAGGCGGUGGCCCUGCACCAGUUCCAGACUGAUGCCAAUGACAUGGAGGCCUGGAUCUUGGAGACGCUGCGCCAGGUGUCCAGUCAGGAGGUGGGCCACGACGAGUUCUCCACCCAGACCCUAGCCCGCAAGCAGAGGGAGGUGGAGGAGGAGAUCCAGAGCCACCGCACCCUCAUCGACUCCCUGCAUGAGCAGGCCCUCGGCCUGCCCCCGGUCCAUGCAAACGCCCCUCAGGUGGAGGGGCGUCUGCCUGCUAUUGAGCAGCGCUAUGAGGAGCUGGUGUCUCUGUCUGCAUCGCGGCGUCAGGCCCUGGAGGGGGCGCUGGCCCUCUACCGCAUGUACAGCGAGGCGGGCGCCUGCCAGCUGUGGGUGGGGGAGAAGGAACAGUGGCUGGACGGCAUAAUGAUCCCCACCAAACUGGAAGACCUGGAGGUGGUGCAGCAGAGGUUUGAGACCCUGGAGCCUGAGAUGAACAACCUGGGGACUCGUAUCUCUGAUGUCAACCAGGUGGCCCAGCAGCUCCUGGGAUCAGACAACCGCAGCAAAGAGCAGAUCCACCAGACACAAGACCAGCUUAACAACAGGUGGAAGGAGUUCCAGCGUCUGGCGGACCAGAGGAAACAUGCCCUGGAGUCGGCCCUCAACAUCCAGAACUACCACCUGGAGUGUAACGAGAUCCAGAGCUGGAUGAGAGAGAAGACCAAGGUGAUCGAGUCCACCGAGAGCCUGGGCAACGACCUGGCUGGUGUCAUGGCCCUGCAGCGCAAACUCACCGGCAUGGAGAGAGACCUGGAGGCCAUUCAGGGUAAGUUGGACGACCUGAGAAAUGAGGCAGAGAAGCUGGCUGAGGAGCACCCGGACCAGGCCGAGGAGAUCCAUGCCCACCUGGGGGGGAUCCAGGAGGUGUGGGAGGAGCUCAACGCCACCAUGAAGCGUCGUGAGGAGUCUCUGGGCGAGGCCAGUAAGCUGCAGGGAUUCCUCCGGGACCUGGAUGACUUCCAGUCCUGGCUGUCCCGCACACAGACCGCCGUGGCGUCUGAGGACAUCCCUACCUCGCUGCCAGAGGCUGAGCGCCUGCUCUCCCAGCACGAGAGCAUCAAGAACGAAUGGGACAACUACAAGGAGGACUAUGAGAAGAUGCGGGCGGUGGGUGAUGAGGUGACUCAGGGCCAGACGGACGCCCAGUACAUGUUCCUGGCCCAGAGGCUGCAGGCGCUGGACACCGGCUGGCAAGAUCUGCGCCGCAUGUGGGAGAACCGCCACAGCCUGCUGGCCCAAGCUUUCGACUUCCAGACCUUCUUGAGAGAUGUCAAGCAGGCUGAGGGCUUCCUCAACAGCCAGGAGUAUGUGCUGUCCCACACUGAGAUGCCCUCCAGCCUGCAGGGAGCAGAGGAGGCCAUCAAGAAGCACGAGGACUUCCUGACCACCAUGGAGGCCAGCGAGGAGAAGAUCACGGGCGUGGUGGAGGCUGGACGCCGUCUGGUCAACGACCUCAACGCCAACUCUGACAAGAUCCAGGAGAAGGCCGACUCCAUCCAGGAGAGACAUCAGAAGAAUAGGGAAGCUGCAAAUGAACUCCUCUCUAAACUGAAGGACAACCGUGAACUUCAGCACUUCCUGCAGGACGGACAGGAGCUGACUCUGUGGAUCAAUGAGAAGAUGCUGACAGCUCAGGACAUGUCGUAUGACGAGGCCAGGAACCUCCACAGCAAGUGGCAGAAACACCAGGCCUUCAUGGCUGAGCUGGCCUCCAACAAGGACUGGCUGGACAAGAUCGACAAGGAGGGCCAACUGCUGGUGACAGAGAAGCCGGAGCUGCAGCCUGUUGUCCAACAGACUCUUGAAGGCCUGCAGAGCCAGUGGGAGGAGCUAGAGAGCACUACGCGCGCCAAGGCACAGUGCCUCUUCGAUGCCAACAGGGCAGAGCUUUUCACCCAAAGCUGCUCUGCCCUGGACAUUUGGCUGAAGAACCUGUCAGGACAGCUGCAGAGUGACGACUUCGGAAAGGAUCUGACAUCCGUCAACAUCCUGCUCAAGAAGCACCAGAUGCUGGAGCACCAGAUGGAGGUGCGUGAGAAAGAGGUGCAGUCGCUGCAGUCCCAGGCACUGGCGCUGUCCCAGGACGAUGCUGGUGUGGCGGUGGUGGAGGUGGACGGCCAGCAGAGGAGAGUCACUGACAGCUUCUCCCAGCUCCAGGACCCCCUCAACCAGAGGAGGCAGCAACUGCUGGCAUCCAAGGAGGCCCACCAGUUCAACAGAGACCUGGAGGAUGAGAUUCUGUGGGUGAAGGAGAGGAUGCCCCUCGCCACCUCCACAGACCAUGGCAAGGACCUGCCCAGUGUACAGCUGCUCAUCAAGAAGAACCAGACUUUGCAGAAGGAGAUCCAGGGCCACCAGCCCCGUAUUGAUGACAUCCAGACCCACCGCAGGGGGAUGUCCCCAGGGAAGGAGGAGGUGGACGGGGAGUGGCAGUCUGCUCUGGAGCAACGUCUGGUGGAGCUCCGGGAGUCCUGGGCCCAGCUCAUCGCUGAGACAGAUGAGCGCCACGCCCGGCUAGUGGAAGCUAACCGCGCCCAGCAGUUCUACACCGACGCUGCCGAGGCCGAGGCCUGGAUGGGAGAGCAGGAGCUACACAUGAUGUCAGAGGACAAGGCCAAGGAUGAGCAGAGUGCUCUGGUGAUGGUGAAGAAGCACCAGACACUAGAACAGGCCCUGGAGGACUACGCCCAGCCCAUCCACCAGCUGGCCAACAGCAGCCGCACCAUGAUGACCAGCGAACACCCAGAGAGCGAGCGUAUCAACCUACGGCAAGCCCAGGUGGACAAGCUGUACGCAGGGCUGAAGGACCUGGCUGAGGAGCGUCGUGGGCGUCUCCAGGAGAGGCUGAGGCUGACCCAGCUGAAGAGAGAAGUGGACGACCUGGAGCAGUGGAUCGCUGAGAGGGAGGUGGUGGCUGGAUCCCAUGAGCUGGGACAGGACUACGAACAUGUCACAAUGCUGCGGGACAAGUUCCGGGAGUUUGCUCGGGACACCAGCACCAUUGGCCAGGAGCGCGUGGACGCCGUGAACGGCCAGGCCGAUGACCUCAUCGAGUCGGGUCACCCUGAGAACGCCAGCGUGGCAGAGUGGAAGGACGGGCUGAACGAGGCGUGGGCCGACCUGCUGGAGCUGAUCGACACGCGCACCCAGAUGCUGGCCGCCUCCUACGAGCUGCACCGCUUCCACCAGGACGCCCGCGAGGCCAUGGGGAGGGUCCGGGAAAAGAAGGAGGCGCUGCCCUCUGACCUGGGCCGUGACCUCAACACCGUCCAGCACCUCCACCGACAGCACAAUGCCUAUGAGCACGACAUCCAGGCCCUCAGUGGACAGGUGAACCAGGUGCAGGACGACGCAGCACGGCUGCAGAAGGCCUACGCUGGGGAGAAGGCUGAGGAGAUCCACCGGAGUGAGCACUCUGUCACUGAGGCCUGGGAGGAUCUGCUGGGGGCCGGCCAGGCUCGCCGACACCUCCUGCUGGACACCGUGGAGAAGUUCCGCUUCUUCAACAUGGUGCGUGACCUCAUGCUGUGGAUGGACGGGGUCAACCUGCAGAUCGACGCCCACGACAGCCCCAGGGACGUGUCCUCUGCAGGGCUGGUCAUAGCCAACCAUCAGGACAUCAAGUCUGAGAUCGAGACUCGGGGAGACAGCUUCACAGCCUGCAAUGAGAUGGGACACUCUCUCAUCAACAACAACCACUAUGCAGCUGAUGAGAUCCGGGAGAAACUGGACCAGCUCCAAGGCAAGAGGGACGAGAUCAACAACAAAUGGCAGGACAAGAUGGACCACCUUCAGAUCGUUCUGGAGGUGCUGCAGUUUGGCCGGGAUGCAUAUGUGGCAGAGACAUGGCUGGCAGGCCAGGAGCCCCUGGUGCGAGGGGCCGAGCUGGGCUCUAACGUGGAUGAGGUGGAGAGCCUGAUCAAACGCCACGAGGCCUUUGAGAAGCUAGCCGCCGGCUGGGAGGAGCGCUUCACCCUGCUGGAGAAACUCACUACGCUAGAGGAGCAGGAGAUCCAGAGGCAGAGAGAGGAGGAGGAGAGGGCGAGGCGACCCCCCACACCACCACCUACAGAAGAGGUGGCCCCGUCUGAGGCUGAAACACAUGAUGCCAGGACCAGCCUGGACCAGACCACACUGAACCAGUCAGUAUCAGUGAAUGGAAUCCACAGCGACCAGGACACCUCACAGGGUUCUGACUCCGACUCUGUGAAUGGUCCGGGGAGAGACAGCGGGCUGGCGUCUUCACGCCUGGACCCGUCUGCCACGCUACCCAGCAAGAGAGCUGACCCUGGCACAGAUGCCAUGGAGGGCAUGCUCUACCGCAAGCAGGAGAUGGAGUCCCACGCCAAGAAGGCAGCUAGCAGCUUCUCUCUCUCUUCCCAUAGGUCCUGGCAGAAUGUGUACUGUGUUCUGCGUAAGGGCAGCCUUGGCUUCUACAAGGACCAGAAGAGCGCCUCCAGCGGGAUCCCCUACCACGGAGAAGUCCCCAUCAGCCUGGGAGAGGCUGUGUGUGAGGUGGCGCACGACUACAAGAAGAGGAAACACGUCUUCAAGCUACGGCUAGGGGACGGUAAGGAGUUCCUGUUCCAAGCUAAAGAUGAGACGGAGAUGGCCUCGUGGAUCCACUCCAUUCAUAGCUCCAUCCCAGCAGGGGGGUCAGGAGACCACUCCCCCAGAGGCCCCAGGGCCCUGAACCGAGCCAUGACUAUGCCCCCCAUCUCCCCCAGCUCAGCAGACGCUGCCGGAGUCACCAUGCGCAACAAGGAGGGCAAGGAGAGGGACCGUGAGAAGAGGUUCAGCUUCUUUGGAAAGAAGAAAUAAAACAUUUGUAAAACAACAACAUCAAGGAAAAUUAUAUUCCUCAAAAUUCCAACAAACUGAAACAGGCAGAAAUGAAAGCACUCUUGUCGCAUAAACGCAUCGCUGUCGGCCGGGGUCCUGAGGGGUUUGUCUAAUUUCUGGCUCACACAGAGCUUGCUCUUUCUCGCUCUCUCCUCUCUAUUUUCAUUUGUCAUCUCUUUCUCUUUUAUAUCUCUCUUUCCUUCUCCAUCUCUCACAUUUGGCUUCAUCCUACCAAUGUAAGCCCUUGUCCAUAGCUUUAGUUGCAUUUUCAGCCGAUACGCAGGGUUUGUUGAUCAGAGUCACUAAUAAGAACUCUCUUUGGCCUCAUCAUCGGGGGAAACCAAGGGGUUUGUUGGGAGAGGGGAGGGCAGGGGGUGGUUAGCAUUAGAACCGAGAGGCUAAGAGGACCCUCAAAGUCAAUUCUCUUUCAUUCACCCACAUUGGAUCAUUUGUUGGUUUAAAUUAGUCCCGGCUCAACCAAUCUUUAGACAAGCAAAAUACUUACCAAUAACAGAGAAACUGUUGUAAAGAGUGCUGUCCCCAGGUCCCCUCUUCCAGUCUCUCCUUUUCUCUAUCGUGCUCCUUGGGAAGCCCCAUAUCUUUUCUUUUUUUUUUUUUUUGGUUUUGGUGUUAUUAUUAUUUAUCUUUUUGCUGUUGCAGGUUUUGAGGGGGGAUUAAAAUAAAUAAUUUAAAGUGUAUGUCAGUAGAUUUCUUGAGUCAUGUUGCAGAGCAAAACAAGAGUUUGAUCUACGGGACCAUGUUGGUCUUGUUUCUUUUGUUGAGGAAAGACCGUUAUUGAGGUGUUUUUAAAAAAUGAAGCUCAGUAACUUUUAGCAGUGUGCAGUAAGUGAUUUUCACCAGUGGGAAAUUAUAUAUAUUUAAAGUGGUUUUAUUUUAACUUGGAUCUUGCCUGUAUUUGAUUUUGUUCUUCUGAGGGAUUAUUUCUGAUUUUGAAUUUUGUUGUUUCUAUUCAAACCAGAGAGAGUUUGUUUUCUAGUAAGGGUGAGAGUGGGAGUUAUGGUGAUAUGGGUUUUGCAUGUUUUUUUUUGUUUUGUUAUUCUAAAUCCGAAGCGUCCAGUUGGAUGCUGCUUUUCUGACUUAACAUACACACACACACCAUAUAUAUAUAUAUAUAUAUAUAUAUACAUACACACACACACACACACACUCACCAUAUAUACACGCACGCUCAAAGAAGUUGUUGGGAUGGCUUUCUUUAAGGAUACUUGUUUGUUUUUUUGGUUUGAAUAUGUAGAUGACAAGGCUAAUUAAUGAAACAUUCCUCCUAGAUGAUUUUCAGACUUCACAUACUUCCUCCUGAUCCUUCUGUUGUUUUGUAAUGGGAUGGCUGGGGCAGGUUAACACUGUUGGUUACCACUGCCAUUGCCAAACACUAGUGAGGAUUGUAAGCAGAAGCACAUCAAUGUGGCAUCGGGUUGCGGAGGUUGGCUAGUAGGAAGAGGAGGGUGGAGGGUUCAUUUCAGAUGGGGUAGGGUUGGACGCUGAGGGCUGAGAUUCCUUCUAUUUGAAUAGUGCUUAAUCACAAAGGAGGCUUUAUCGAUCACAAAACAAAUCUCAGAAGAAUGUUUAAUAUGUGCCCCUUGGCAUUGACUCAGUGUAUGUAUAUGGAUUCUGUACCCAGGUUCCAUUGAGCGUAUACGGACAUGCUCACCCGCAUCAGUGGUUGAAGGAAGUGAAAUGCUAGCAUAGCUGUGUUGGAUUGGAAGAGGCGUAACCAUGGAGAGCUUUCCUUACUUGAUGGUGACCGAGAGCAUAGUCUUAAAUUGUUUUUCUGGAGGGCUUUGAGCUCCUCCAUAUGUGGCAUGACUUCAUGUAGGAUUGUACUUGUAUGUGUCUCGUUGUUGUCGCCAAUUCUCUUCUACUUUGAUGUUAUUGGUACAUGAGAUUCACCCGUAAGCGAUGUACAGCAUGGCAUGAUACCAUGAAGCCCAUGAUACCAUGAAGCACAUGAUACCAUGAAGCCCAUGAUACCAUGAAGCCCAUGAUACCAUGAAGCACAUGCUGUGGAAGGUGGUGUAUUACACCAGAAUGCCCAGGUGUAUCAUUAGUACCCCUCCCCAGCAGUUUGGAAAGAAUUCACAUUGGGCAAAAAGAAAAUUAUUAAAUUAUAUCAAAUAAUAGUAAAGUAAAGAUGACAUUGACAGCGACGUCGGGUCCUGGCACAGUGAGUGAUUUAUUUUAGUGUCUGAGAUGAGGGGAAGGUUUCUGUACAAGCAACUGCUCAAAACACAGAAAAAUCCAAAUUUCUUGUAGCCAAUGGUAUCUGUUACUCGGUGGUAGGCUUAUCUGGGGCAAGGGUGUGGCAUAGCAAAACCCAGUUAGGUUAUUGUUUGACUGAGAUGGCUCACCCUAAAGCAGAGAGGGAAAGAACCACAGUGAAUAAAUGUCAGAAAUGUGCAGCUUUUCAACAGGCAAGACUAUUGGACUAUUGCCAUUUCAGUUCAUAUGAUUCGGGGUAAAUAAGCAGCAGUAAAGCCAUACAAGAGGCUGUAGACUACUUGGUCUGCCUUGGUUUGUAUCCCAGCUGUGAGCCUAAGCUCUUGAUCUCAGCCUAAUGUACUGAGCUGACCCUCGGCUCCCUAGUCACAGUUCGAACCAAAGUCUGCGAUGCUCAAGAGUAGAGCUGAGUGAGCCUCGCUCUGUGGUAUUCACUGUGAAAAACUACUAUCGGGCAGUUGGUGCCAGAUCGGCCAUAGCACUUCUAAAAGUAGCUUGUGUUGCCCUCUACUGGCUGAACUGCUCCCACAGUGACCCAGUUCAAGUCCUAGGCAGGUUAUACACAGACAUGAGCAGGUUCCAUUCUACUAUGAAUUCUUAUUAAUGUUAAUGGCUUUUAAGAUGGGUUGGACAAAUUUGGUCAUGUGAUGGACAUACUUGGAGACACACUACCUCUCUCUUGCUUUCUCCUCUCUCUUACACUCUCACACACUCACACAUAUCCACACACAGAUAUACCAAGGUGGAAUGACCCUGGCCUUCCAGUCAAGCAGAAAGAUGUGGAGCUGAUUGUGAUUUGGUGCCAGAUUUGGGUUGAUGUUGUGCAGUCUGUGUGCUACUGGUGAGUGUUGAGCGUAAAAGGAUAGACUGUAUUAUUGAUGGUGAGAGAGAGCCUAAGAGGGUUUUGAGCAUUUUGGUUUAAAAAGUUAGUGGAACACCUAAAAAAGGUUUCUUAGUCUCUUAUUUGAAGAGAAAAAGAAACACAGUAUACAUUAACCAGAGGACUGAUGGCAAAUUUGAGCUUCCAUUUUCUAGAGUUAGACAGGAGAUGUGCUGUCACGGGGUUCUUGUAUUUUCUCAUCCAGUGGUUUGAUCUGUUUUGCAGCAUUUGAUAAACCUUUCCACCCACUGCCAUUUCCCUUUUUUUUAUAAUGUCAUUUCCUUCUUCUGUGACUUAACUAAUUGCGAGUUGUGAAUACCACUACUAUGAUUAAUUAUUAUUAUUGCUACUGUUACUACUACUCUUACUACUGCAACAUAUUUGUUACUACAACUAUAACUGCUGUCCAUUUUCAGGUACGUGUCUGUAAUACCAGACCCUUCCACAAGAUGUCAGUGUGCUGUGGAGCAUUUUCAUUACAGAUCAAAAAUAAUGUUUGUUGACUUGUGUAUCUACAUCUAAUAUUAGGAAUAAUAAAACAUGGUUUAAAGGAAAA